AACCGUCCUCCGCGCACAUUAGAACAUAAGCAGGCCGCAGUCCUCUCGAUACGCAUUUACGAUGUGCGCACGGGGUGUCAACACUGCAGACGACUGCAUUCUCGCCAUCUCGUCCUCUGCUUCCCGACACUGGUGUGUUAUCACCUGGUCUCGCUGCGCGGACCUCAAUUCACGGGUGCUCUCAUCGUCGACCACCUCGCCGUCUAGUCGGACUCGCCGUCUGCCAUUUUUGCCGCCCUGCAUUCGUCUCGUCGUCAUUCCUCGUCACCGCCCUAUGCUCACACAGCUCCACGGCCGUACCAGGCAUCUUUCCUUCUCGCCAACCCGUAGUCUUCGCGCCAUCUUUCGUUCCCGCAACACUGCACUCCUCCGCCGCCCCCUAGUCAUCGUGCCAUCUUUCCUUCUCGCCGCCCUGUACUCAUCUCGCCGCCCCGCGGUCUUCACGCCCGAAAGUUUAGCGAGUGUGAUCGGAGGCGCGUUUGUGGGAACCGCCAUGUCGUCCCGUGGAGGUGGACGGGGGAAGGGUGCCUUAAACCAGGUCAUGGAGGUCACGGCUCCCGCGAAAAAGGGACGCCAUCAAGCGAAGAAGCAGAGGAAGGUCGUCCACGGCGGGGCCGUAGGUAGUGCGCGAGACGAUAAUGAGGAGGUGGUGGAGGAGGAGGAGAUGAUGAACGAGGACGACGACUUAGAAGAGGAAGAGGAACAACCGCUAAAGAGGAAGCCGAGCGCGAGUUCCGGGGGGGGGAUAAGAAUCAACGAGGGGGGGGACGGGACACCUUCCGCACGGCGUGGCGGUGGGGGUGUCGCAGGUGGACACCCUGACUUUAUCGACAUUGAACGCGAUGUGCCACGGUGUGAGAUCGGUGGGCGUGUGAAGGAAGGGGCCACCGUGCAUGAAUCUGCCCAACGCGUGCAAACACCCUCGAAACGCCUCAAUACCCCGUCUGUAGACGUGGCGGGUAGUUCCCAACCGGUGGUCCAAGGUGGGGCAUUGCGAUCUCCUUCAGUGGUGCCACGCAGCGGCGCAGUCACGGCGGUGGGAAGGCGGGGGAAGUUCCGAACGUAGGGGAUGGCGGGGUGGUUGGGGAAGACGACGAGGCUCUGGUGCACAGGCU
Messenger RNA from Chara braunii, 1115 nucleotides. The record is from the annotation of a GenBank genome assembly. Lineage: Eukaryota; Viridiplantae; Streptophyta; Charophyceae; Charales; Characeae.